This is a messenger RNA of Anopheles coustani, 944 nucleotides long. RefSeq lists its product as uncharacterized. The record is from RefSeq and is a predicted model, not a curated record. The coding region runs from base 1 to 843 and encodes 280 amino acids. The transcript has a single exon. NCBI's taxonomy places the organism in Eukaryota, Metazoa, Arthropoda, Insecta, Diptera, Culicidae.
AUGGACGCUGCUGGAAAGCAAAAGCGUAAGCUGAAGCGCUAUAGAACGUCUCGAAGAAUUCAGUACCUGGCCAAACCACGCAAACUAAACCGCAAAUACCAACCCCAGCCGGUGCAGCGAUUUGCCACGGGCACGGAAGUAUGCCGCCCGUACAACGAACCGUUCGCGUCCAAGCGCCUCCAGCAGCUGGCCGAGCCGCACGUACGCAAGUUGGUGGCCGCGCAGGAAGAGUACCGACGGUUCAUCGCACGCAACCGCCAGGAGCAACUCGAGAAGCGCAUCAAAAAAAGUAUCUUCACCGUGUACAGCCGGUUGGCGAACGUGCAGCUACCCGACGCGAGCGACCUGAAGGGUAUGUCACCGGCCGAGUGGCAGAAACAUCGCGAUUGGCUCACCCGGAAUGCGCAGCCGAAACAACCGCCGGCAACGGAGCAGCCAAAGCGUGACCGCAAACCCCUGGCGGCUCUGUUGAACCGCAUCGAAAGCCUUGCCGCACCGAGAUCCACGCGGUCGAAGUUCGGACUCGGAAAGGAACAGAAAGUGCCGGCGGCUUCGCCUGCUGCGAUGAAAGCAACCCCGACCGAUCACGUGGUGAAGCUGGCCGAACCGAUUGCACGUCGCCGGCGAGCGAAGGGACCGAUCGUGGAGGAAACAGGCGUGCCGGAGCGUGCACUUAAAGCGCAGGCAUCCAGUCGGGUCGCCGAGCUGGCCGUAGCGAAGCGGUAUACCAACGUGAACAACGAAUACCGUGACAAUCCGUUCACCGUGGAACCGAACGCGUUACGAGCGAAGGCGAGCGAACGCAUUCUGGAGCUGGCAAAACCGAAGAAAGUUAAGAAGUAAGCCAGCCAAAAUUGUCUGUUAGUUUACCAAAUCCUCAAUGUUGCGUACGAUCUACAAUAAAGCAAGCUACAGAGUGAAGCGUUCAGGAGCCGAACGUUAUC